Psylliodes chrysocephalus is the source of this 2014-nucleotide messenger RNA. The record is from the annotation of a GenBank genome assembly. Lineage: Eukaryota; Metazoa; Arthropoda; Insecta; Coleoptera; Chrysomelidae.
CAAUAUUAUAUGGAAUUUCUACCCCAUAUUAAUAAUUAUUCUCUUAAUCCCCAAAAAUAAUUAGGCAAAAUUUGAGUACAGACGUGUGGGUAUUACUUAACCUAGGAAUGGUUUUGCCAGUGACCACAAAAUUAGACUAUCGGCGAAAAACAAUUCCUAAAAAUUCAAAUAUUAUUUAAAUUAAAAACUGAUUACAUGCUCAGUAUGCAUUACGAAAAUAAAUAAAACCAUUAAUAUAAUUUAAACACUAAAAAAUUUAAUAAUAUUUUCCCAUAAAUUUUUUUUAAUCUAAACAACUUAUUGUUUAGCCCGAAUUCAUACAUAUUAAAACUAAUUUUACGCAUUUGUUUUCAUCCUUGAAUAAUAUCCAAAAACCAACUCUGAACACCAGUUUACCUUAGCUAAACGUAAAAUAAUUUCUUAAACCAUCACUGACUAUGUAACUUUAAUCAAACGAUUUUGUUUGGUAUAGUCGCAACUCCAAAGUUUUACGAAUAACAAUUAAUAACAAUUAAUUAAAUUUUUAUCACAUUUUUUUACAUCGCCAGUCGAUAUAUAAAUGUAGUUAAUCAAAACGACAAAAAAUUAACUUUUUUAUUAUUGAAGUUAGUUGUAAAUAUGUUGAUUACCGAAACCUUAAGUUAAGUGGUUGUGUUUAUGGUUUUUUCAAAAAACUAUUUAGCUAAUUAAUUGCUUCUGUGAUAUCGAUUUGCUUGUGUGGAAAAUUAUUUAGUCAUGUAUAGUUAUAGAUGUUGCUCGUUACUAUUAAAUUUGGUUUUUCUUGUUGUAAUUAGUGCGAAAGUCGUUAAAAACAAUGUUUGCACGACUUUUCGGGGUUAUGGAAAUAUUCAAAAUGAUCAGAAUUGUUUUUAUAAUCCUGAUCUGGAUUCUACACCCUCACAAAUAGCUGAAGGGCAUGGAUACGCCUUAGAAACACAUACCACAACAACGCAGGAUGGAUAUAUCAUAAGUAUGUUUAGAUUGAAAAGGAACUCCGCACAAAAAAAAUUUGGACAACCUGUAAUACUUCAGCACGGGAUUAUCGUUGAUGGGCUGUCAUGGAUGAUCUCUGGAAAUAAUUCUUUAGGCUUCAACUUGGUUUCUAACGGAUUUGAUAUAUGGCUUCCAAAUUUCAGAGGUUCUACGUUCUCGGCAAAACACAUUAAUUCCACCAUUAGCGAUAAGGAUUAUUGGGAUUUUAGUUUUCAUGAACUGGGAAUCUACGAUGUCCCAGCGUUCGCCGAAAAAAUAUCCGAUGUUACAAAACGAUCAGACAUCGUAUACAUCGGACAUUCGAUGGGUUCGACCGCGGGAUUGAUUUAUGCAUCGAUCAAACCCGAACAUGCUCGGAAAUAUAUAAAAGGAUUCAUAUUUACGGCUCCAGUGGCUUUCUUCAGGAAUGUUAAGGGCGCUUUAAGGGCUGCACUUCCAUUUUACAUCCUCAUAAAAGGUUUAUUAGCAGCUUUAAAAAUAUAUGCGAUUGGUACGUUUCCAGCUCUUCAAAGUUUCCUAACAGGACUAGCUUGUGGGAGUUAUCCAAGUAUGUUACUCUGCCAGAUGAUUUAUUCAUUUACAACGGGAUUAGCAAUCGAACAAGUCAGACCGGACGUAUUACCGAUUAUUUUGAAAUUUUAUCCAACUGGUACUCCUGUCAAAUCCCUGAUUCAUUAUGCCCAAAUUAUUCGGGCCAAUGGACGAUUUCAGCAAUACGACUACGAAAUAAAGGAAGAAAACAUGAAGAAAUACAAGUCUGCUCUACCUCCAAUGUACGAAAUAGAGAAAAUUAAAGUUCCUUCUCAUGUUUUUGCUAGCAAAAAUGAUUUUUUGUCGGACUUUGACGAUUCCAAACUCCUAUACGAACAUCUAACAAGUGCUAAAGGAAUGCACACGUAUGGUCUUGGUCAUACUGAUUACUUGUAUGGAAAAGAUGUAAACAAAUUGUACAAAAAUAUAGUUGACGUUAUAGAAACCAAUUUCAUUAAAAAUAACGUAAUAAAAUAAUUGAUAGACUGGU